Dentiscutata heterogama is the source of this 375-nucleotide messenger RNA. NCBI's taxonomy places the organism in Eukaryota, Fungi, Glomeromycota, Glomeromycetes, Diversisporales, Gigasporaceae. The record is from the annotation of a GenBank genome assembly.
AUGAAAGAUCAAUUAUCUCACAAUGACAAGAAAAGAAAGACAGGCCCAUCUGUUGAUAUAAAUAAUACCUCACAAUUGACCUCUCGAAUUUCUACUUCUUCAUCAUCAAAUAAAACCGAGAAAUCCACUAUCAAUCUAGAUCAACCUUUAGAUGUUGGAACUCCAGACACAGUAAAUAAUAUGGACGUGACAUCUCCUUCUCGCAUUCCAUUUACAACUCUUCAAUAUCAAAUGCUGACUAUGAAAUCCAAGACAAAAAUCCGUGCUUCUAGUAUUGAAACUACAAGAGUUAUAAGAACGGGUGAUAAUGCUAUACCAAAUAAAGGACGAUCUUCAAAAGUGUCUAGUAAAGGAAAGAAUAACGGUAUGAUUUAA